AUGAGAAAACCAACGUUGACGUCGGUUAAUGAACGAAAUUUUCAGUUGAAAGUUGAGCCGAAUAAAAAGAAAUUGUUUGUUGAGUUGGUGUUUUGUGGUGACGUAUUGGGCGAGAUAACGACCGGAUUGAAAAUAAGGAAUCACAGCGAAUCGCGACAAGCAUUCAAAGUGAAGUGCACCCGAAAUGAUCUAUUCACGAUACGACCAACCAUCGGUAUACUCGACUAUCGUGAAACAGUUUACAUUAAAAUUACAUACAGGUGUCUGAACAACCAAUAUCCUGAAUCAAAUCGUCAUCAUUUUGGUAUAUAUCAUAUUCCUGCGCCGGAAGGUUGCACAGCAGCAGGCGCUUGGGCAGAACAUUAUGGACCGCCACAAGGAGAAUUUCGUUUGAAGGUGUUCAUUUUAAGUCCUUUGAUCGCAGCCACUCAUCACUCGCAUUGA
Anisakis simplex (herring worm) is the source of this 444-nucleotide messenger RNA. Lineage: Eukaryota; Metazoa; Nematoda; Chromadorea; Rhabditida; Anisakidae. The record is from the annotation of a GenBank genome assembly.